AUGACAGCACGCUACGCCGACGUUCACAAGAACCCCCAGGGCCCAGGGGAUGCUCGCCCCACAGCCAUACAGAUCAUCCGCGAUGAGGGCCUUGAGGGCCAACUGACCGGCUCGUCAAUCCUGAUCACUGGCGUCUCCUCAGGUAUUGGUGUUGAGACAGCUAAGGCGCUCUUCACCACCGGCGCAACCCUCUACCUGACAGCUCGGAAUCUGAAUGUACGUGCCUGCGCUGCCGAGCUCCUCACCAAGACUCAAACCCUCAAUAUCUUCAUCGCCAAUGCUGGUGUCAUGGCAACCCCGGAAGGGCGCACCAAGGACGGAUUUGAGACCCAGUUAGGGACUAUCUAUCUGAGUCACUUUCUGCUUUUCCUCCUUCUGCGUCCCGCGCUUCUCGCCGGCGCCACCCGCCAGGCUAAUUCCCGCGUGAUCCUCCUCGCUUCUAUCGCGCACCGGUUCUCAGAAGUGGCAUUUGAUAAUCUCAACCUCGAUGGUGAAUACGACAGCUGGAGGGCGUACGGACAGAGCAAGUGCGCGCUUCUAUGGGCGGCUAAUGAGAUCGACCGCCGCUAUGCCUCCCAGGGUCUGCGUGCCUUUAGUAUCCAGCCCGGCGGAGUUCAGACUGGACUUCUGCAGCAUAUAUCAGAGGAAGAGCAGAACAGUCUUGCUGCUGAUCCAGCCCUGGUGCCACAGAUGAAGAGUCCAGAGCAAGGUGCCGCUACUUCUGUUUGGGGGGCUGUCUCCAGAUCUCUUGAGGGAAUGGGCGGAAAGUACCUUGAGGAUGUGCAGAUUGCCAAGGCGUAUGACCCGAGCGAGGGGCAGUGGGCACCAGGCUAUGCCUCAUAUGCAUACAACCCGGAAAAGGAGAGAAAGCUGUGGGAAGUAUCGCUGAAGUUGGUUGGUGUGGACGCUUGA
Molecule: messenger RNA, 912 nt
Organism: Aspergillus pseudoviridinutans
Lineage: Eukaryota; Fungi; Ascomycota; Eurotiomycetes; Eurotiales; Aspergillaceae
Exons: 2
Coding region: 1-912 (303 amino acids)
Source: RefSeq, a predicted model, not a curated record